UCUGUUUACCACGCACUUUAGGGCAAUUCAAGCUGCUGGAACAAGACCGAGAUAUAAAGGAGCCAGUGCAAUAUUUCAACAGUGUGGAGGAGGUGGCCAAAGCAUUUCCUGAGCGUGUGUACGUCAUGGAGGAAAUAACAUUCAAUGUGAAGGUUGCAUCCGGAGAAUGCAACGAAGACACGGAGGUUUACAACAUCGCCCUGUGCACUGGGGACGAGCUCACCCUCAUGGGGCAGGCGGAAAUCCUUUAUGCAAAGACUUUCAAGGAGAAGUCACGCCUCAACACGAUCUUCAAAAAGAUUGGGAAGCUCAAUUCCAUCAGCAAGCUGGGAAAAGGCAAAAUGCCGUGCCUCAUUUGCAUGAACCACAGAACAAAUGAAAGCAUCAGCCUCCCGUUCCAGUGCAAGGGCAGGUUCAGCACCCGGAGCCCGCUGGAGCUGCAGAUGCAGGAGGGGGAGCACACUAUCCGCAGCAUCGUGGAGAAAACCAGGCUCCCCGUGAACGUGACGGUACCCAGCCCGCCGCCGCGGAACCCCUACGACCUGCACUUCAUCCGUGAGGGCCACCGCUACAAGUUUGUGAACAUCCAGACCAAGACGGUGGUGGUGUGCUGCGUGCUGCGCAGCAACAAGGUGCUGCCCGUGCACUUCCCGCUGCACCUCACGGUGCCCAGGCUUAGCCUCCCCGAGCACCUGGGGAGGGGCGAGGGCUGGCCCGAGCCGCUGGUGCACCACUGGCUGGGCGUCUGCCAGGAGCAGUUCGACAUCGACGAAUACUCACGCGCCGUGCGCGACGUGAAGGCGGACUGGAGCGAGGACUGCCGCAGCCCGCGGAGGGGCCGGCGCGCCGCGCGCAGCCACCUGCCCAGCGCGCUGAGCCACGCGCGCGAGGAGCUCACGCAGUCCUUCCACCGCCUCUCGGUCUGCGUGUACGGCAGCAACCUCCACGGCAACAGCGAGGUGAGCCUGCACGGCUGCCGGGACCUGGGCGGCGAGUGGGCCCCCUCCGCCCACGAGGUCCUGCCCUGCCUGGACCCGGCCGGCUCUGGAAGCGACUACCUCUUCCCCGAGGAGAGCGAGGAGGCGGCGGGCGCCCCGGGCAAGCCCGAGCUUCCUUACGAAGAACUGUGGCUGGAAGAAGGCAAGCCCGGCCACCAGCCUCUCACUCGCUCCCUGAGUGAGCAGAGCAGAUGCGAUCCGUUCAGAGGCUCUGCCCGGUCCAAACGUGCAACCUCCCCUCUUCCUGUGCCCGGGACCCUGGCAGCUGCGGGCAAGCCCUCCGAGGCCGCCCUGCCUCCGCCUCCAGUGCCUCCCAAGUCGGAAGCCGUGCGGGAAGAGUGCCGACUCCUGAACGCGCCGCCCGUCCCGCCCCGGAGCGCGAAGCCCGCGGCCGCCAGCCCCUCCGUCCCCCCUCGCACGGCCCGGCCAGCGCGGCAGCAGACGCGCUCCCCCAGCCCCACCUUGUCCUACUACUCUUCGGGGCUGCACGACAUCGUCACUCAAAGUGACACAAGUUCUUCUGAAAGUGCUCCCGUUUCCUGCUACCCCUGUACCCGUGUGGAAGCAGACCCCCUGGGCCUGAGGGCCCCGCUGGGAAGGCCUGCUGAAGCUCUCUCCUCCAGGCUCUCAUGGCCUAACCACUAUUCGGGAGCGUCGGAGAGCCAGACCAGGAGUGACUUCUUGCUGGACCCAAGCAGGAGUUACAGUUACCCAAGACAAAAGACGCCAGGCACACCAAAGAGAAACUGCCCAGCACCUUCUGAUUUCGAUGGCUGUGAGCUCUCGGCCAGUCCCCCCAUAUCUGUCACUUCGGAGCUCAGUAGCAGCGUCUCUGGUUGUCCUAAAUCAGCCAGCUACUCUCUGGAGAGCACACACGAGAAAACUCUGGCGGCCAGCACAGCAAAGCAGAGUAUUUCAUGCCCCGCCUUGCCCCCCAGGGCCCCCAAGCCGGUGGAAGAGAGAGCAGGGGCCUCCGACGUGUCUCCUCUGCCUCUGAGAAUCGAUGGUGCUGAGGAAGACGUGAAGUCAGGGUCAUCGGACCUGUCCGAGGACCAGCACUUCGUGAAAAAGGGCAUGCAAGACAUCUUCCCUAUCCCAUACCCCUUCUCGUCUCCGCUGCACCUGCAGCUGGCCCCCAGGUCCUGCGGCGAUGGCUCCCCAUGGCAGCCACCCACUGACCUGUCAGGACUGUCUGUCGAGGAAGUAUCCAAGUCCCUGCGGUUUAUCGGCUUGUCUGAGGAUGUCAUUUCAUUCUUUGUUACCGAAAAGAUUGAUGGGAAUUUGCUUGUUCAGCUCACGGAAGAAAUCCUCUCAGAGGAUUUCAAAUUGAGCAAACUGCAGGUGAAGAAAAUAAUGCAAUUCAUUAAUGGCUGGAGACCCAAAAUAUAGCCACAUAACCCCAACUAGUAUUGAACAGAACUGAUAAAUGUGCGUGCUAGAAGGGGUGGGCUGGGACACAAUUCCAUGUUUUUUGCACUAAAAACCUUCUCUGUAAAUAGGGAUAAGAGAAACUCUUACUAUGCAGAUUAUUUUGAACGGUGAACAGGCUAUUUUGUACAUCAAUAAAAAUGCUGUACAGAACACUUAGAAGUGUGCCUUGUACGUCACUCAACACUCAGAGCUGCUAAGAGACAAAAGGCAUGUUCAGAAAAAUAAUUCUUACCCAUGUAGGUUUAUGCAAGAAGUGUGAUAUUUAUUACAAAAUAGCCAAAGCUGGAAGACAUAAGAAUCUUAAAAAAUAAAAAUAAAAAAAACACCCUUGAACAAUAGUUCCCUCCUUGGGGGAAUCGACUUUCAACAAUUAAAUCUCUUCUGUGCUCUGUCAUUUGGAUUGCUCAAUGCUGACUGUUUUGAUCUUAUGCCUGAAACUGUCAGUGAUAUGAAAUGACACUUUAAUGUUACAUGCUUGGUGGGGAUCUUUUUCAUUGAAAGGCAUUUUCUUAAAGUCAUAUAAUAGAAGAUAUAUGACAUCCUUAAAAAUAAUACAAAUCAUGACCACAACAAUUAUCUACAACUGUUAUCUAUAACUGCUGCUAAUUCACUGAGCGAGCAGAGAAAAAACAAUACAUAUGUGCAUAUAUAUGUAUGCACAAUACAAGCAUAUACUUUAAGCAUCAUUGUGAGUCUGAUGUUUUUGAUUCCAUCUGUUCACUUUACAGUAUCCAUGGAGGCCUGGGGCCACUAACCAAGGUGACUGGUAGGAGCAGAGGACAGAAUGACCCUGAAGCGUCUCCGUGCCCCCACCCCCAGAGCUCAGUCCUCAGGCUCCACCGCUGACCGCUUGGGGGGAAGCAGCACGGAGUCUGUUUAGAAGAAUUAAAUUUGAUUUUACUCUCGUGGUGGGACAGGGAUUUGCAUGUGGUCUUCCUGCCAGUGUCUGGGGAAAUGACAGUUUCUGUUGGAUGCUGAUCCUUCAGUCUGAGGUCUCACCUCCCAGGCGUCUGGUGGGGAGAGGCCUGGAGCACAUUCCCCAGAACGUGUUAGGGGUUUCUCAGCAGGCCUGUGCUUUAGGAGAGAUCAGAAAACAGACAUAGGAUCUUCUGUUAUUACACAUUACAUCUGUUGAGUCAUUUUUUUUAAGUAUCAGUAAGUGUAAACUCUUCUUUCCUCCCUUCCAAAAAAAAAAUACAUUAUUUCCAUGCUUUUAUGUCAAGAAUUCCAGGACAUCAUUCUGACAGUAUUUGCCAAAUGUGAUUAUUUCAAAAUAUAAUAUUCUUGUCCUUUUGAAGGAAUAUGAAUCUUAAAAUAAGUUUGUUUCCCAAGCCAGCCAUCAUCCAGGCGCUGCCUCCCCUGAGUCUGAUUCUGGACAUACAGCUGGCCUGGGGGUGAGGCCCGCCAACCGGGCAUCAGUGCGUCUGGAACGGCCGCCUUCUAUCUUUUUACCCCUUCUUGCUGAUCACUGAAACCAAACAUAAGGACAAGGCCUACCCAUCUGGUUGUGUAGACCUGGGCAAUAUGACUGCUUUCUUGGCGUCAAAGAUAUUUUUAAGGCAUCUCUCAUGGCUCAGAAUUUAGGUAAACUGAUAGUUUUUCUUGUUUUCCAUCUUAAAUCUCCUUUUUAAAACAGCGUUUUUCCCCCUAACGUAUCUCCCAAAAUGUAAAUACUCUAUUUGGUGAAGGGUACCCUGUGAAAAGAAUACCCCCAUAAAAUGUGCCAAACAGAAGCACCUGUUCAGAAGUAACUGGCAGAUCCCUGUAGAAGUGUCCACACAGCACUCACGUGACCUGAAAGCCCAUUUCUUUCGCGUUUGGCAAGCAUGAUGUGCAGGCAGCCAUCCCCAGGGAAACGUCAACACUCAGAACUUCAAAGUAGAGACAGGACGCUGUUGAAGUGCGAGCUCUCUCUGGUAAGGGCUUCUCAGCAGACCCAGGACACAGCUCAGACUCAGGGGGGCGGGCAGGCUGCGUUUGCAUCCACCGUGCGUCCACCAUGAAGGUUGCCCCACAUGAACAACCAACUCCUUUUAUUUGUUUUUAUUUCUUCUUUUACAAGAACUUCACAGAAAACAGUUUCUGUCAUGGCAUAUUUUUGUCAAGUUUAUAUUGCUGGUUUUGUGGAGAUAUCUUGAGGCAGAAACUAUGGCCCUUGAAUCAUGAUCUCGGAUUCACUGAGCCCCUUUUGUGUGCCAGGCACCCUGCUGGCAUGACUGGAUGACACUGAGGAAAGCACAGGGCUCCUGCCCCCUGGGAGCUCAUGACACUUACAGUCACGCUUGCUGAGACUGGGGGCAAGCAAGAGAGACACGAAACCCUCUGGGCAGUUGGAUGACUGGAGCAUCAGGUGCCCAUCUUUAAAGAAUCCUCAGAUAGAAGGAAUGGCAGCGUCUAUCAAAGGGGUGUAAAUAAACAUCACAAGACCUUUAAAGCUUGGAAUAUGGUGGAGGCAGGCAGCAUCUCUGACUCCCACUGGCUAGUGUUCCCUUUUACUGAUUUGGAAUUUUUUUAAUUAUAAUAAACAUCUUCUGGCAUCUCUCAAGCCACAGACAAGUGUGAUUGUCCCUACUGAGAUGAACGCCAGCCUGUGGAGGACCUUGGUGCCCUGACUGGGCAGGGCACACACAGCCCGAGAAUUGACAAGCGCAGAGUGCGGCCAGGCGGGACAGGACCUCCCUGAGGCCGCAAGGCUGUGGUGAGAGGUGGCGCACAGAGACCCCCACGAGCAGAACCUUUUCUAGCAAAUUGCGUCAAGACAGAGCUUAUCUGGCAGGCUCCAGGGUGUUCGGGGGUGUGUCUAGACAGGGUCCACUUUGGGGUCUUCGUUUCAUGUCUGAAAUCAGCAUGGCCCCAUCAGGAAGGAAAAUCAGCAGUAAGCCAGGUGAAGCCGCAAAUGUGUAAAAUGCGGAUCUGGCCGUGUAGGGAGGGAGAACUCACACACAGGUCAGCUCCUUCUCAGAAUCUUGUCCUGCACAAUCUCCUUGAAGUUGAGCUGUUCAACUUGAUGAAGCGUGUAAUCAACCCACAUACACCGUCCAGGCUUCUGAAGGCGCAGCAAGCUGCCCACUCCACUGAACUGCAGUGUUUAUUCUGGUCUCAUGUAAAAAUAAAGCUACUAUUUUAAGGGAAAUUUUAUGACAGUCCAUUCCACCCAUUUUCAGACACGUGCAUAAGUACCCUCUGCUUACAUCCCAGAACCACCUGCACGUCAUCCAGCCAACCGCCCAAGAAGUCUCGGGGGUGGUAGGGAUGGAUAGAGGGCCCUUCGUUUCCCAAACUUUGUAUAACAAGUCACUGCUCAUCACACCUGAGGGGUCCGAGACUAAGAGUUUGAAUAACAAACAAAACAAAAACAAUUCUCAAAAAAAAAUCUCAUGAAUUGUUUCAAGAAAACUUCAACUUCAGACCCCAGAAAAGCUAAAUCUGCUGUUGGAUACGAGACUUCUCAGAAACUUCUAUUAAUUCCCACUACUUUUCUAAUAAUAUGAAGGCACAGGCUGCUAGGGCAAGAAGGUAAAAUGCCCACAGCGCAGACAAGAAGUAGGACCUUCAUACUGUGCGGCUGACAUACUGUGGAAUCUCUUAUGGCAACUUCUUGUCAAAUCACAUUGUCAAGUCUCCAAAACUCGGUGUUUUAAAAUCUGUCCCAUUGUGAAAGCCAGAAACAAGAGGGGUGCCAUGAUUUCAGUUAAAACUAUAUAAAAUAUCUUCUACAAUUUUGCUGCUCUAAUUUUUAGGCUAUGAAUUUUGUAAUGAGUUUAUCAGAUUAUGAAUUUCCUUUGUUUACAAUCUCAUAUAGUAGGGCUCAGAUAAUUUCUUAGCUAUAAACCCCAUCUCCCAUUUUCAUAUGAAGUUCCAUUUAAGAAAUUGUUUAAGCUAAACCUAAAAAUUGAACUCAAAUUAAAAAGCAGGGGAGUUUUCGUUGACUGAAAUGGAAAUGGUGUUUUUUUCAAAGAAUUUUGUGACCAUGUUUAGAGUUUGUUUGCUUGGAAAACUGGGGGUGUUAACUGUCAUUAACAGAGCAUUAUCUCAUGGGCUCAGUGUGUACCUCAAGAUGAACAUGGUAUGUUAUGUCUAAGAAAAAUUCAUUGUUGAUACAGUGGUUCUGAAAUGUCCAAAAAUAAAGAAAUUUUAGAUGGUG
This is a messenger RNA of Manis javanica (Malayan pangolin), 6573 nucleotides long. The record is from RefSeq and is a predicted model, not a curated record. NCBI's taxonomy places the organism in Eukaryota, Metazoa, Chordata, Mammalia, Pholidota, Manidae.